AUGGGGAUCCCCCCCGAUGGCUUGGAAGGGGAGCUGGAAAGGGGGGCUGCACCCCAGGUGUGCCACGGGCAGGACCUGUGGGACCCCAAGGGGAGGGAAGCAGCCGCCCACCUGGGGGAGGCUGAAGAGAUGAAGGUGAGGAAGAGGAGCAGGCCGGCGCGCUCCAAGGCCAGGAGGAUGGCUGCCAACGUCCGAGAGCGCAAGAGGAUCCUGGACUACAACCAAGCCUUCAACGCCCUGCGGCUGGCCCUCAAGCAUGACCUCAGUGGCAAGAGGCUCUCCAAAAUCGCCACCCUCCGGCGAGCCAUCAGCCGGAUCACGGCUCUGUCCCUGUCCCUGCACGGUGCCGCGCGCUGCUGGCCCUGCACCCACUCCGAGUGCCGCGGGCAGGGCGCGAGGGACGGCCGCCCCCGGCUCCCUGGUGCUGCAGGCUAUGGGGGAUAUCCCCUCGAGACCCAGCUCCAGCACCAUGAGAGUCCGAAGGAGGAUCGUCCGGCAGCCAGCCCUGCGUUUUAUCCCGUCGGGAGCCACCAGCUUGGUCUCCGGAGCAGCUGCCAGCGCAAACACAUGGGCAGCCUGCGAGCCCCCCCGGCAGCACCGCUCCCCUGGCAGCUGGGGGGGUUCCAGAGCUCAGGCUACCAGCGCCUCCCCAUCCACUGA
Messenger RNA from Cygnus atratus (black swan), 660 nucleotides. RefSeq names its product class A basic helix-loop-helix protein 9. NCBI's taxonomy places the organism in Eukaryota, Metazoa, Chordata, Aves, Anseriformes, Anatidae. The record is from RefSeq and is a predicted model, not a curated record. Gene Ontology annotation, molecular function: DNA-binding transcription factor activity, RNA polymerase II-specific; RNA polymerase II transcription regulatory region sequence-specific DNA binding; protein dimerization activity. Gene Ontology annotation, biological process: developmental process; regulation of transcription by RNA polymerase II.